This is a messenger RNA of Dermacentor albipictus, 1564 nucleotides long. RefSeq names its product cytochrome P450 3A24-like. Lineage: Eukaryota; Metazoa; Arthropoda; Arachnida; Ixodida; Ixodidae. Gene Ontology annotation, molecular function: heme binding; oxidoreductase activity, acting on paired donors, with incorporation or reduction of molecular oxygen; iron ion binding. The record is from RefSeq and is a predicted model, not a curated record.
GCUGCCAAGAACAGGAACUUCUGGAAAAACCAGAAUGUCCCCCAUGAAGAGUUCUCAUUAGUAUUCGGACCAGCUAGAAGACUGCUGUUAAAGCCAAUGGCCUUAAGUGACCAGGAAAGAUAUCAGAAGAUGGGAAAGCUCUUUGGCGUCUACGAAGGAGGCAAACCAAAACUUGUGGUUGCUGAGCCGGAUUUGGUGAAGCAGGUUCUCGUGAAGGACUUCUUCAUGUUGCCAAACCGAAGGGCGCACGCUAUCUCCGACCCAAUCUUCGACAACAUGAUGGCAUUGGCACCCGUAGAAAUUUGGAGGAAGACCAGGCCAGCCGUGAGCCCUGCGUUCUCGACGGGAAAGUUGCGAAAGAUGAAUGUUUUAAUUCAGGACUGCGCCAGGGCUACCUGCAAGCACUUAAAGGCAGCGGCAGAACAGCAGCUAGACGUUAACGUCAAGCAGUUUUACGGCCACUACUCGCUGGACGUGAUCGCGAGGUGUGCGUUCGGGACAACGCUAGACUCUCACACGGACGCCACGAACGAGUUUGUAACGCAGGCUAGGAAGGCGUUCUCGGCGAAGGUGUCAUGGCAAGUCCUUCUCGUAGUGCUCUUUCCUGAUCUGGUGAAGUAUUUGAAGCUCAACAUAUCGAGAGGCGGUCCUGCUCAAUACUUCAAGGAAGUGUGCCAGCGCAUCAUCAGUGACAGACGCGAGAAUGGCAAGCGUCAAGAAGAUUUCCUUCAGCUUAUGAUAGACGCGCAAGAUGGCAGGCUGACUGCUUCUGAAGAAACUCCAUCCGACCUGGAGACCAAGAUGUUCGAUGUUGGAACGGAUACAAAGCCGGAGUCCACGAUUUCCACAAAACGUCUCACUGAAGUGGAAGCAAUGGCCCAAUGCGUGCUCUUUUUUCUGGCUGGCUUAGAAACCACUUCUUCAACCUUAGCAUUUGCCACGUACCAUCUUGCUUUGAACCCUGAUGUGCAAGAGAAGCUGAGAAAAGAAGUCGACGAAUGCAUGGCGGCGCACGGUCCUGAGCCAAGUCUGGACGUCAUAUCAAAGUUAAAGUACCUGCACUGCGUUGUGUCGGAAACACUACGCCUUUAUCCACCUGCCACAAGACUCGAACGCUACGCGGUCGAAGACUACGUGCUCGGUAAAACCGGCAUCAAGAUUCCCAAAAACAGCUCCGUCAUUGUUCCCAUAUACGCCAUGCAUCGCGAUCCUGCUGCAUUUCCCGACCCGGAAAGCUUCGUUCCGGAAAGAUUCAGCGAAGAGAACGUGGAGUCGAUACAACCGUACACGUACCUUCCUUUCGGAGCUGGGCCAAGGAACUGCAUAGGAAUGCGCCUGGCGCUGCAGUCUGUCAAGUUGUGCUUGAUUCACUCCCUGCACAACGCGCAAUUCGUGCGCACGGAGAAGACAAAGGUUCCAGUAAAGCUUAAGAUUGGAAUUGGAGUUUUGACUGCAGAAGAUUUUACGAUUGGAGUACGCAGAAGACCAGCGUGAAACACAUGCAACAAGUGAUUUUAAAAUGCAACAGAACUUCGGUGCUCACGAACUUUCAAGCAGAACAAUC